Chiloscyllium plagiosum (whitespotted bambooshark) is the source of this 1857-nucleotide messenger RNA. The record is from RefSeq and is a predicted model, not a curated record. NCBI's taxonomy places the organism in Eukaryota, Metazoa, Chordata, Chondrichthyes, Orectolobiformes, Hemiscylliidae.
UGUAAAUUGGCGGGCUUUUCAAAUUGGAAAGAAGGCGGUUGAUGAUUUGGCGCCGGUACUUUCCGCCUUCCUCCCCGUGCCCUCCCCCGAUUGGGGAAUGAGGCAGAUAUCUGAUUGGGAAUUGAAACAACGUUAGGAGGGGCUGGACAAUGGGACCAAUCCGAAAUCGCCGCCCCACCAUUCCUCCCGAAGGUAUAAGAGGCCGCAAUGUGGGCGGAGUGCAGCAUUCUCUGUGAAAGUGCUUGUGAGGUUGUGACCAUGUCCGGAAGAGGAAAGGGCGGUGGGAAAGCUCGCGCCAAGGCGAAGUCUCGGUCGUCCCGGGCUGGCCUGCAGUUCCCGGUGGGCCGUGUUCACAGGCUCCUGAGAAAGGGUAACUAUGCUGAGCGUGUGGGUGCCGGAGCGCCGGUCUAUCUGGCUGCGGUGCUGGAGUAUCUGACGGCUGAGAUCCUGGAGCUGGCCGGCAACGCGGCCCGGGACAACAAGAAGACCCGCAUCAUCCCCAGGCACCUGCAGCUGGCCGUGCGCAACGACGAGGAGCUCAACAAGCUGCUGGGAGGGGUGACCAUCGCUCAGGGCGGGGUGCUGCCUAAUAUCCAGGCCGUGCUGCUGCCCAAGAAAACUUCCGCUGCUGGAUCUGCUAAAAAGUGAAGAGAGUAUUCUUGAAUCUGACAACCCAAAGGCUCUUUUAAGAGCCACUCACAGCAUCUGUGAAAGGAGUUAAACUCUCUGUCGGAUUCAUUAUUUAAUGUGGAUAACUCUCGCCUUUGUACCGCACAUCAAUGAAUUCCGCGCUCCAUUUAAUUGGAUACGGUUACUGGCUAAGGAAGCAUUUGUCAUAAACUGCGAUUGCAAGAAUGUCCUGACCUACAGGAUUUCGUAUUGAACGGUCACUGCCUGAGUGAUCUCUGUCUUUAAUAGGAGUUUAGAAUGGUGGCACGAACGUCCCCGGUCGCGUUUGACCUCAGAUUAGAUUCACAUUUCCUUUAAAUGCUGUAGGGAGAGCUGGGUUGACCCAGUGCAGUAACGGGUUAGUCCUUGACCCUCUGCGCUUUAUUCGCUGCUCGGUUCAUAUCCAGUCUUUUAUCCCCUGCCUCUGGAGAGACAGAGCAGAUUGAACACCAGUGAGGCAUUUUUCAGCUGUAAAGGCGGCAAUGGGGUAAAGUGAGAUUGUCUGAUCUUUAAUUUCGUAAUCGAAAAAGCAAUCAACGUGUACCUGCUCAUGCAUUCUCCUCUGUAAAGCUUGCUGCCCUUUUAUACGUGAUGGCAGGCAUUUUUAAAUUUGAAAAUAAGCCGUUGAUCUCUUGGCGCCAUCUUUUUCCUUUUCUCUCCUGCCUCCACCUCACCACAAGCCAUGUUAACGCAAAGGGAGUCAAUGAGGAGAUGGUGUUUUUCCAGAAAUAUCUAACCCAAUACCAAAAGUUGAUCUUAAAAUCACACUUCUUAUUACUAUAUUUUCUCAUAAAUUCCGCAAUCCCUGAAUGAAUAUCUCAUUAGUUACAAAAUUCACUGCCGGUGCCUGCCAGUUUUGUUUUUAACUAACUUCCGUUAGAAAUACUAAUGUCCUCUAUUGCUUCCGGCUCUCUCAGGAUGAGCAAGCGAACUUGUGCCCGCCGAUUGAAACACCUUAAAAGUUAAUACAGUGUACACGGAUAAAAUUACAGAACCACACUUUAUCAGUACAUUCCUAGUUCAUCCAGGUUAUUACUUGCCCGAAGACAAUUUGUAAUCGCUGCCUGAACGGGCAGAUGGAAUGAACGAGCAAGAUAACAUGUCCGCAGGCUCCCAGAAACAAAACUGAGCCGAAGAAAUAUGAAUACUGCAAUAUGUAACAUUAAUAUCUGGAUUCCAAAAUAAGUU